AUGGCGCGAUUCCUGGUGGCUCGCGCCGCCAAGAGCGACAGCGUCUUCGGCGGUUCCGACCCCACCGCCUUUGAGACGUCCAAUCCGCUGCGUCUGUUCAUCAUCCAGGCCGCCAUCAUCAUCAUCGUCACACGCGUACUCGGCUUCGCGCUCCAGAGACUGCGCCAGCCGCGUGUCAUCGCAGAGGUCAUCGGCGGCAUCCUCCUCGGCCCCACCGCCAUGGGUCGUAUCCCCGGCUUCACAAAGCACAUCUUCCCACCGCCCUCGCUCCCCUACCUCAACCUUGUCUCCACCCUUGGUCUCGUCCUCUUCCUCUUCCUCGUCGGCCUCGAGGUUGAUGUGCGCGUCAUCCGCCGCUGCGCCAAGGAGUCCACCGCAAUCAGCGUCGCAGGUAUGGUCCUCCCAUUCGGCAUGGGCGCUGCCGUCUCGGUCGGCAUCUACAACGCUUUCAUCGACAAGGAAAAAGUCUCCUUUGGCCACUUUAUCCUCUUCACGGGUGUCGCAAUGGCUAUCACCGCGUUCCCUGUGCUCGCCCGCAUUCUCACCGAGACAAAGCUUCUGUACACCAAGGUCGGCGUCAUUGUGCUCGCUGCCGGUGUCGGCAACGAUGUCGUCGGCUGGAUCCUCCUCGCCCUCACCGUCGCCCUCGUCAAUGCCGACACGGGCCUCACCGCGCUCUAUAUUCUGCUCUGCGCCAUUGGCUGGAUCCUCGUGCUCUUCUUCCUCAUCAAGCCCUCGUUCAUCUGGCUCGCACGCCGCACCGGCAGCUUCGAGAACGGCCCCAACCAGGUCAUGAUCAUGAUCACCCUCCUCCUCGUCCUCGUCAGCGCCUGGAUCACCGACAUUAUCGGCGUACAUCCCAUCUUUGGUUCCUUCCUCGUCGGCCUCAUGGUGCCCCACGAGGGCGGCUACGCUAUCGCUCUCACCGAAAAGAUGGAGGAUCUCGUGCUUGUCGUCUUCUUGCCCAUCUACUUUGCGCUUUCGGGCCUCAAGACCAACCUCGGUGAUCUCAACUCGGGCAAGGCGUGGGCGUAUACCGUGGCCAUCAUCAUCAUCGCCUUCUUCUCCAAGUUCAUUGGAUGCGCCGCUGCAGCCAAGGCUUUCGGCUUCAAUCUGCGAGAGUCGGCCGCUGUCGGCACGCUCAUGUCGUGCAAGGGCCUUGUCGAGCUCAUUGUGCUCAACAUCGGUCUCUCGGCGGGCAUCCUCGACACGCGCGUCUUCUCCAUGUUCGUGCUCAUGGCCGUCGUGUCGACCGUCAUCACCACGCCGCUCACGCUCUGGGUGUAUCCCGAGAGCGUGCGCACCCGACUGGACGAUGCAUCCAUUCACUCGCACCACGGCAAGACCAUCUCCGGCGACGAGGAGGACGAUACCGACACGAGCUCGCGCCUGUCGCCCAAGCGCCUUCUCGUCGUGCUCAGCAGCUUCGAGCACCUGCCCGGCCUUAUGACGCUCGUCCAGCUCAUGCAGCCAACACUUGCCGCCGCCAACCCUUCUUCCGGUCUCGCCAACGAUGCGUCGGCCGGCCUCCGCCGACGUCGCUCCAAACAGGCUUCGGCUGGAUCCGAGGGUGAUGCGGCCGAAAAGUCGACCGAGACCGGCGAUGAUUCGGUCAACUCGGUCGACGGCGCCGACGAUGGCCAGUACCAGCCGCCGACGCUUGCGUCCGAGGCGCCCUACGCCUCGAUCAUGGCGGCGCGCUCGCAGGCGCAGAUCAGCAUCGAUGCGCUGCGCCUCGUCGAGCUCACCGAUCGUACCUCGGCCGUGAUGAAGGUGUCCGAGUCCGAAGACACCAUGCGCGCCGACCCGAUCAUCAACGUCUUCCAGACCUUCGCCCAUCUCAACGGCCUGCCCGUCCAGUCGACCAUGUCGGUCAUACCGCAAGAGGAGUUUGCUCCGGCCGUCACACGGCGCUGCAAGGCGGCGGGAAGCAACUUUAUCAUCCUGCCCAUGACGCUCUCGCAGGCUGGUGCGGGGCAGGGCAGCGGUGGUGGAGCUCAGGAGGCUGGCGCCGCCGGGCCUUUGUCGCCGCUGGCUGCGACGCUGACGAACCCGCUCGAGAGCCUGUUUGGCGGUGGCUGGGCCUCGAACGCGUCGGAAGGGCUCAAGGGCAAGUACUCUGCGCAGCACUUCAAUGUGGUGCGCAAGAUCAUCCAGACGACCGAGACGGACGUGGGUGUGCUGAUCGAGCGCAAGGCGCAGCAGGCCGGAGGGCUGGGCAUGCUGUCGCGCGUGGGCUCGCAGUCGAUCCUGUUUGCGUUUAUGGGCGGGCCGGACGACCGUGCGGCGCUCGACCUGGUGUCGCGGCUGUGUGCCAACAAUCGCCACCUGUCGGUGCUGGUGGUGCGCAUGUCGCGCAUCUCGUCCGAGGAGGCGGGCGAGGAGCAGCUGCCGACGGUGCCGCCGACGGUGCACCACGAGAUGAGCCUGGGCCAUGCGCACCAGUCGGUGCUGCGCGGCGGCAGCAACAUGGACACGGUCUACCCGACGCACUACGGCGGCGGCGUGGCGAUGCAGUCGGCGCUCGAGGCGACGCUGGAGGACGACCUGGCGCUGCAGCGCGUGCAGGACCAGGUGGCGGCGGACCGGUUCGGCGGGCGGCUGACGAUCGAGACAGUGAGCACGGCGCGGCCGCUGCGCGAGCUGAUGCAGCUGGCCGAGAGCAAGCAGCCUGCGAUUGUGGUGGUGGGUCGCGGCAGGAGGAAUCCGACGCAGACGCACCGCGAGGAACUCAAGGCGCUCAUCCAGACGCACCACUCGGCCGACGCGACCGAGCGCCAGCUCAACAGCGAGAUCACCAAGGUGAUUGGCGAGCCGGCGACAGCGCUGACCUUCGCGCACACGGCGGCGAGCACGUUGGUGAUUGCGGCGGGCUUCUCAGUUGCCCACCGUGCAUGA
This is a messenger RNA of Moesziomyces antarcticus, 2898 nucleotides long. RefSeq names its product cation/H+ exchanger. Gene Ontology annotation, biological process: proton transmembrane transport. The coding region runs from base 1 to 2898 and encodes 965 amino acids. Gene Ontology annotation, cellular component: membrane. The transcript has a single exon. Gene Ontology annotation, molecular function: antiporter activity. The record is from RefSeq and is a predicted model, not a curated record. NCBI's taxonomy places the organism in Eukaryota, Fungi, Basidiomycota, Ustilaginomycetes, Ustilaginales, Ustilaginaceae.